CUGUCUGCAGGAUCAGGCUUCACCCCCCGACAACUUCAGUCUGAGCUACCCGGGCUGAGUGGACGUGUGUCCGGAUGGAGGACGAGCCGCUCACCUGAACCAGCUCCAGUACUCGUGCUCUGCCGCAUGAACCACACCAGGGACCCGUAGCUACGUGUAUUGUGUUCUCAGAGGAAAGGGGCUCUGGAUGAGAGUCAUUCCAUCGACAUGACUGUGACACCAUUACGUUGCAUCAGUCAGCGUGAUUUGCUAUGGUGAUAUUCCAAGCUAACGCCGAGGCUAGCAGAGGGAUUGUUUUGGGAGAUACCUUCUUUUGAAAUAAGCUCACACGGCGACACAUGAAUUAGUGACUUUUUGGUGAUUUUCUUGGCUCACGCUGGAACACAGAGGGGGAUGUCUAACCAAGGGGUGAGGAGAAACGGCCCAGUGAAGCUGCGGCUGACAGUCCUGUGUGCAAAGAACCUGGCAAAGAAAGACUUCUUCCGGUUGCCAGAUCCCUUUGCCAAAGUGGUGGUGGACGGUUCAGGACAAUGUCACUCUACAGAUACUGUGAGAAACACGCUGGACCCAAAGUGGAAUCAACAUUAUGAUCUAUACAUUGGAAAGGCAGACUCCAUCACCAUCAGUGUGUGGAACCACAAGAAGAUCCACAAAAAGCAGGGCGCAGGUUUCCUGGGCUGCGUCCGUCUCCUGUCCAAUGCCAUCAACAGAUUAAAAGACACAGGCUAUCAGAGACUGGACCUGAAUAAGCUUGGUCCCAAUGACAAUGAUACUGUGAGAGGACAGAUAGUAGUAGUAAGUCUCCAGUCCAGGGAUCGCAUCGGAACGGGAGGACCAGUGGUGGACUGCAGUCGCCUGUUCGACAAUGACUUACCUGAUGGGUGGGAGGAGAGGAGGACAGCUUCUGGAAGGAUACAGUAUCUGAACCACAUCACACGUACCACACAAUGGGAGAGACCUACCAGGCCGGCGUCCGAGUACUCCAGUCCAUCAGGGCGUCCACUGAGCUGCGUGGUGGACGAGAACACACCAGUGAUGACACCCGUCAAUGGGGCAGAGGCCAGUGUCCCACCAGGUGAACCCAGGAUCCAGGAAAGACGGGUUCGAUCGCAGCGGCAUCGUAACUACAUGAGUCGGACACACCUGCAUACACCGCCGGACCUCCCCGAGGGUUACGAGCAAAGAACAACUCAGCAGGGCCAGGUCUACUUCCUCCACACACAGACUGGAGUCAGCACUUGGCAUGACCCCCGGGUACCCAGGGACUUGAGCAACGUGAACUGUGAGGAGCUCGGCCCACUGCCUCCAGGUUGGGAGAUCAGAAACACAGCCACCGGCCGAGUCUACUUUGUCGACCACAACAACCGGACAACACAGUUCACAGACCCACGACUGUCUGCUAACCUGCACCUAGUACUCAACCCAAGUUCCAAUGGUUCCCGUGUGGCCAUGGAGAGCCAAAACACUAACCUCAGUCAUCCGCCUCAGCUGAAGGAACAGGGUGGCCCUGGGGCCCCCCAGCAAGCUCUGUCGCCAGCGCAGUUACCCGAAGAAGCUGAGUGCCUGACGGUGCCCAAAUACAAGAGGGACCUGGUGCAGAAGCUGAAGAUCCUGCGGCAGGAACUGUCUCAGCAGCAACCCCAGGCCGGCCACUGUCGCAUCGAGGUCUGCCGUGAGGAGAUAUUUGAGGAGUCGUACCGACAGGUGAUGAAAAUGCGUCCAAAGGAUCUCUGGAAAAGACUGAUGAUCAAGUUCAGAGGAGAAGAGGGACUGGACUACGGUGGAGUGGCAAGGGAAUGGUUAUACCUGCUAUCCCACGAGAUGCUCAACCCGUACUACGGCCUGUUCCAGUAUUCCAGAGAUGACAUCUACACUCUACAGAUUAAUCCGGACUCUGCCGUCAACCCGGAGCACCUGUCGUACUUCCACUUUGUGGGUCGCAUCAUGGGAAUGGCGGUGUUCCACGGCCACUACAUCGACGGAGGCUUCACGCUGCCGUUCUACAAACAGCUGCUGGGGAAACCCAUCACACUGGACGAUAUGGAGUCUGUGGAUCCUGACCUCCACAACAGCCUCGUCUGGAUCCUGGACAAUGACAUCACUGGCGUCCUGGACCACACUUUCUGUGUGGAGCACAACGCCUACGGAGAAAUCAUCCAACAUGAACUGAAACCUAACGGCAAGAGUAUCCCUGUGUCAGAGGACACCAAGAAGGAGUACGUCCGGUUGUACGUGAGCUGGCGGUUCCUUCACGGCAUCGAGGCUCAGUUUCUGGCAUUGCAGAAAGGCUUCAAUGAGGUUAUACCUGAACACCUUCUCAAAGCCUUCGACGAGAAGGAACUGGAGCUGAUAGUGUGCGGCCUGGGAAAGAUCGACAUCGCAGACUGGAAGUCCAACACCCGUCUGAAGCACUGCACCGCCGAGAGCAACAUCGUGAAGUGGUUCUGGAAAGCCGUGGAGUCGUUCGACGAGGAGAGGAGAGCUCGGCUGCUGCAGUUUGUCACCGGCUCGUCCAGAGUCCCGCUGCAGGGCUUCAAGGCGCUGCAGGGUGCUGCAGGACCCCGACUCUUCACCAUUCAUCAGAUCGAUGCCAACGCCAACAACCUGCCCAAAGCUCAUACCUGCUUCAACCGGAUCGACAUUCCGCCCUACGAGAGCUACGACAAGCUGUACGACAAGCUGCUGACGGCCAUCGAGGAGACGUGCGGCUUCGCGGUGGAAUGAGAGAUGCAUAGGAGAGUGUGUCUGUGCAUGAACAUGUGUACCUGUGUGCGAGACUCUGAUCGAUUUAUUAUUGUAAUUGUGACAUGCCGACGGGCUCACUGUGAGUCGGACACGUUUCUCUUUGACCAGCCUGCAGUCUUCCUCUUAUCUCACCGCUGUCCACGUCACGUGUGAACAGCUGCUAGAAUCAUCGCAAAUCCUUUUGGUCUUGUUUGUUUUUUUGUUUUUGGUGUCGAUCAUGUGAAAUACAGAGAGAAAAUGAAGUGCUGCAGCGUUUCCUAAAUCAAUUUUCUUAUCAUGUGGAGUGGACGGUUUAUUUUUACCCCCCAGAAAAGGUGGAAACAAACCUCCAAUGUCUGGUCUCCUUACUUUGAGUCUAAUCAUAUAAGGAAGCAGAUUAUUAACAUACAGUUGUAGUGUUUUAAACAAUGAGAAAUGUGACGCUCUAUUUUGGUUUUGCAUUUUGAGCUGAUUAAAAUGAUCCUCGUCAUGCUACUGAAUAUGCAACGUUGCUGGUAGCCAUAUCUUGCCCUAAGUAGCCAUCUCAACCUCAACCAGUACGGGAGCGCCAUGAAUUCAUCCUACCUCAGUGCAACGCUUUGACGGCUGAAGGGUUUUAUUCCAAAAUGAUCUGCAUCCUCUGUUGUGAAAGUUGACCGCUCACGUCAUUCCGAUUCAGAAUAGAAGAACAACGUUACAGAAUUAGUUAAAUUUUUCACCAGCAGUUACUUUGUACCUGUAAAAACAUAUAGUAAAAAUGGUACAAAUCAUUUUGAAAUGAAACUCGCGCAGGCCGACUCGGACGCACAGCAGGUCUUAGGUCUGUGGCGUCUCUGAGUCGAGCUUGUGGUGAUUGUUCAGAGACGAGAGGAGGACGGACUCUGGUGAAGAAGAAGAAGAAGGAGGCUUGAAUCUUGUUUUGUUUUUUCAACCCUGAACCACUGCACACUUUGGCCACAGCUCUCGUACACCUGUGUGUGUGUUUCUGCAUGUUUACACAAAUGUACGCAUGUGUGCGAGGAAGGUAGACAUUUUGUAAACGAGCUCCCCGCCCCUCUGCUGACACGGUAUCCUGUGUAUGUCACCGUGAGGCUAAUUGAACCUCAAAGUUUGAGUCCGGUUCGUCUUCCUUUUCUCCAGCGGUUACAAGUAUGCAUGUUUGUUUUUUUCCGGGGGGAGGGGGGGUUCUUUUCAUUCUAUCCAACCCAGCGUAGCUCAAUACACUUCCUGCGGCAUCACAAGUGAAGGGCACAACCGUCGUCAGGACAGGCGUCAGUAAACGGCCUUUAAAGGUGAACGUCUAUUUUCAUCAGUUGAAUAAAGCAGAAGUAUUUCUUUCCUCUCUCUCAUGUCACUUUACAGCACUUUACAAACUCAGCAGUGAUGUCAGGACGGCUUCUUCACCUUACAUUCAAAUAUAUCAUGUUUUUAUUUGCUACUCGAUUACUUUAGAAAUAUACAGAGUAAAAACUAUCUAUACACAUGUAAUGUUUGAGUAUAUAUAUAUAUGUAUAUGUAUAUACAUAUAUAUGUAUGUGUAUAUAUAUACAUAUGUGUGAGUACAAAUGCAUAGCUAUUUUGUAUAUUGUUGCUUUUUUCCCCUCUUUCUGUUCAAUUUAAAUGCAAGCAUCUUGCCGUCUGUCACAGACCUCUUUGCAUUCUCAGGUGAAGUUGUUCUUUUUUCUUUUUUUUAUACAUUUAUGAGUUUGGUAUGUGAGAAGGGGUCAAGCUGGUUUUAAUGGAAACUCUAUUUCAGAGGACCUGUUGUUAGACUCACUAUAGAGUGAGAUUUGAAGUGAGAUGUCGAUCACAUUCACUUUUUGACACACACACACCUUCAUAGGAGAACAAGAAAGGCCAUAUUUGCUGCUCCUGACAUCUGUGUCACCAUUAAAUACCAAACAGCACAGACGACCACAUUGUUCAUAUGCACAACAAGUCUGUUUGCCACAUGAAUUUAGAAAUGGCGAGAGAAGGGUGAAAAUGUUAGAACCAGAGAUGCCCCAGUGAGGAGAAUUUCCACCACCACAGCCUAAAUAAAAAAAAAAACUCUGCAUGAACUAAAGCUCGAGAGAUCAAGCCUAUUUAUUUGCUUAAUUAUUACUCUUUGGAAAAAUGUUGACUCAGAUAAAUCAUUAAUUUGAAUAUGUAUUCUUUCUGCAUUUAUUUGCAACCGUGAACAGUUUGUCAGCAGAAACUCAUAAAACUGUCUUUUUAUUUGUCUGUUGUCAGCUUGAGACAAAACAAAAACAGAUCAGUGACAUGUUCUAUUGUUUUUUUUUUACAGCUACAGAGAAUUUCUUAGACUUUUACCUUUUAAUAAUAACUCCACUCAGAGGCAGAGAAGAAAUGCAUUACAAGUUCUUUUGCACAUAAUAUGCAUAUGUGGGCUCCAAGUUAUAAUCAGACACUUCCUUCUAUUCACCAAAUAGUUAACGGACUGAUUGAUCUUUUGUAGAUAAAGUGUAUAUAUAUACACACACACACACUCAUGUAUGUUUGUCCAGUGCACACAGUCCUCUUCUGCUCUUUGUUACUUUUCGUCUGCACCAAGUUUUCUGGCUGGUUCAGUCUGCAGUGCAAAAUGUUGUGGGGGUUGAAAUCUUCAACGAGGGGAGAUCACACGUCUCCUCAGUCCAGCAGCCAAAUUGUACAUUAACACAUAAUCUGUUCAAAAUGAUUCUUCAAUGUUAAAUUGAUCAAUUUUUGAUGAAAAUACAUUUGUGUCUUCUCUGAUCUGAUUAAUCUUCUGAUCUCAAUUAUGCAUCGUUAUGUUUAAUUUGUUACAAACAACAAACCAGCCCCUCCCCCGCAAACACACAGUUUUAGCACAGAUUUAGUUCCAUGUGCACUUCAAUGUGUGCGUGCAGCGUAUGUGAAAACGACUUUUGAUUGAAUUCAGUACAAAACAAACAACUUUUCUUUUCAACUGCACCAUGUUUGAUUUCUUUGAUCCUCGCUCUGUUUUUGUAUUUAUUAUGACAGUAUACGUGUUCAUAGUUUUUCACAUCAGCUGCUCUGUGAGCUUGUAACUGACACCUGUACAUAAGGACAAUAAAGAAGCAAUGUAAUAAACUUCUUGUACCCUUGCAGAAAGCUGAGCAAUAAAACUGUGCUGUUUGGACCUCACAGCAUUACGUUUUAUAGAAA
This is a messenger RNA of Pleuronectes platessa (European plaice), 5874 nucleotides long. Its product is annotated as E3 ubiquitin-protein ligase SMURF2. Gene Ontology annotation, molecular function: ubiquitin protein ligase activity; protein binding. The coding region runs from base 394 to 2724 and encodes 776 amino acids. Lineage: Eukaryota; Metazoa; Chordata; Actinopteri; Pleuronectiformes; Pleuronectidae. The record is from RefSeq and is a predicted model, not a curated record. Gene Ontology annotation, biological process: ubiquitin-dependent protein catabolic process; negative regulation of BMP signaling pathway. The transcript is spliced from 20 exons.